CAAUCUGUUAAAACAUGAUGGAUUACUGUAAAGUUCUAGGCGUGCAGAGACAUGCCUCACCCGAAGAUAUCAAAAAGGCAUACCGGAAACUUGCACUAAAGUGGCAUCCAGAUAAAAAUCCUGAGAAUAAAGAAGAAGCAGAGAGAAAAUUCAAAAAAGUAGCUGAGGCAUAUGAGGUGUUAUCAGAUGCUAAAAAACGGGACAUCUAUGACAAAUAUGGCAAAGAAGGCUUAAAUGGUGGAGGUGGAGGUGGAAGUCAUUUUGACAGUCCAUUUGAGUUUGGCUUCACAUUCCGGAACCCAGAUGAUGUCUUCAGGGACUUUUUUGGUGGAAGGGACCCAUUUUCCUUCAACUUCUUUGAAGAUACUUUUGAAGACUUUUUGGGGAACCGAAGAGGUCCCCAAGGAAGCAGAAACCGAGUUGCAGGCUCGUUUUUCUCCGCUUUCCGUGGAUUUCCAACAUUUGGAGGUGGAUUUUCUUCAUUUGAUAAAGGAUUUACUUCAUUUGGGUCACUAGGUCAUGGUGGCCUUACUUCAUUCUCUUCUACAUCAUUUGGUGGCAGCGAAAUGGGUAACUUCAAAUCAAUAUCAACUUCUACCAAAAUAGUAAAUGGGAGAAAAAUCACUACAAAAAGAAUCAUUGAGAAUGGUCAAGAAAGAGUAGAUGUUGAAGAAGACGGCCAGUUAAAGUCCUUAAGGAUAAAUGGUAAGGAGCAGCUGCUAGGCUUGGAUAACAAGUAAUUCAAUGCACG
Messenger RNA from Ictidomys tridecemlineatus (thirteen-lined ground squirrel), 751 nucleotides. Its product is annotated as dnaJ homolog subfamily B member 6. NCBI's taxonomy places the organism in Eukaryota, Metazoa, Chordata, Mammalia, Rodentia, Sciuridae. Gene Ontology annotation, molecular function: Hsp70 protein binding. The record is from RefSeq and is a predicted model, not a curated record.